GCUCGUCUCUCCUCUCACUGGGGGUACUUUUUGGCUUAAGUUGUCUGACUGACAGGGAAAUUCGCGUGAAAUAUCUCCCUCCUGUGGCUCCGAGAAACAGCUACCGUCCACCAAACAGUCGUAAGACUCCUCUCCAUGUGCUUUUCCCGAGCCCGGACAGUCAACAACGUUGUGGUGGUGGGACGUAAAUGGGAAGGGAUGGCUGUGAACGCCAGCCCGGAAGGCGGGUCCUGCAGAUUCGAAACCAGAUCGUAGCUUCAAGCUUGAACAACGAGGCGUCUUCAAAAACAGGAAUCCUGGUCUUGGACGAAACGACCGUGAUUUUCCCGUUUUGGGGGCUUUUCCGCUGGAUGCAGGGCGAUUUUAGCCCACAGGAAAUGAGCACAGGGCUCGGAGACCCGGACUGCACCUCAGCUCGGUUUAUCACUCUUUCCCUUCUGUGAACGGAGUCCAUAAAAGCUUUUUUAUUGUCGAGCACCGCCAACAUUCAUAAUCUGGCCCACAAAUUUGGCUUUUUUGUAGUCGCGGGAACAGAUGUAGCUCUCCAGCGGGACUAAGGUUGUUCUGCAGUCUUUCACUGUGAUCUCUGGGGACAUGAGCUGACACCAGGCUGGCCUGGCUUUUGUGCUGUGCUCUGUGCAACACAACCCCCUUGUACUGUCAGAGCCAAUCUCCCCUCCCUCACCCCGAACACAGAGACAAAUACACGUGCGCUCUGGUGUUGGCAGAGUGGCGGGCGGUGAGGCUCCGUGUGAUGGCUCAGCGGAGGGAGGCAGGAUGUCGCAGCCCCACAGAGGGCUAGUGAGCGUGGGGGUGCUGCUGGUGGCGGCCGGGGUCAUCCUCGUCAUGUUCUCUACAAUAUACACAGGCAUCAUUGGAAUGCUCCUGGGUGGCCUGGGCUUCUGCAUCCUCAUCUACUCCUUCUGCCAAGUGAUGAAGUCCAGCAGUCACAUGACCAUCCCAGGUCACUUCCUGCUCCACCCGCGCACCGGCACCCGUUACACCUACGAGCAGGCCAUCGCUCUGCAGAGGAGGCUAGACAGAAUCCGCAGGGCUUCAGCUGAAGAGCAGCGUUCAGUCCAGCGCUCAGACACGACACACACCAGUCUCCACAGCCUGCCCGGUACCCCCCCGCCAUGGGACAUGGAGCCCCCACCAUCCUAUGAGACAGUCAUGAAGACCACCACAUCCCUCAACCAGCUAUGAUCACUGCUGUGCCCUCAUGACCCUGUGAGGGUGAUGCUAACCAGGAUUAAGAGCUAGGUGCUAAUGCUAGCUAAAUAGUUAGCCAGAUAGCCAAAAGUUGCCUGUAAGUAUUUAGCAUUUGUAUUGUUAUCAAACCACUCAGGCUGAAUGAGUACCAUAAGUGACCACUGACUUUGACCAUGUAAUGUAUUCCUCUUCAGUAACAUUAUUUGCUUACUGCUAGUCACAUGGCUUUUAAUGGCAUCAAAAUACCAAGUAAAGUGCAAAUUGAAUCCA
Molecule: messenger RNA, 1482 nt
Organism: Pygocentrus nattereri (red-bellied piranha)
Lineage: Eukaryota; Metazoa; Chordata; Actinopteri; Characiformes; Serrasalmidae
Exons: 4
Coding region: 778-1206 (142 amino acids)
Source: RefSeq, a predicted model, not a curated record